Messenger RNA from Chroicocephalus ridibundus (black-headed gull), 2490 nucleotides. Its product is annotated as E3 ubiquitin-protein ligase RBBP6-like. Gene Ontology annotation, biological process: ubiquitin-dependent protein catabolic process; protein ubiquitination. Lineage: Eukaryota; Metazoa; Chordata; Aves; Charadriiformes; Laridae. Gene Ontology annotation, cellular component: nucleus. Gene Ontology annotation, molecular function: zinc ion binding; ubiquitin protein ligase activity. The record is from RefSeq and is a predicted model, not a curated record.
AUGUCGUGCGUCCACUACAAGUUUGCCUCCAAGCUGGCGUACGACAGCGUCAUCUUCAGCGGCGUGAACAUCUGCCUGCGGGACCUCAAGCGCCAGAUCAUGGCCCACGAGAAGCUGAAGGGGGCCACCAGCGACUUGCAGAUCAGCAACGCCCAGACCGGAGCAGAAUACACAGAUGACAAUGCCCUGAUUGCUAAGAACUCGUCGGUAAUUGUUAGAAGAAUCCCUGUUGGAGGAGUUAAAGCUGCCGGCAAAACAUCUGCUGCAAGCGGAACUGAGCCGGUGAGUGGAACAUCAAAAGCAAUUGAUGACUCUCCUGCACCUCUUUCUCUGGCCCAGCUUGUGAAGACCGACAAUCUGGCUGAAGCCAAUGCUUCCGAAGAAGACAAAAUAAAAGCUAUGAUGAUACAGUCUUGCCGUGAAUACGAUCCAAUCAAUUACGUGACCAAACCCUGGGAUACACCUCCACCAUCCUAUAUAUGCUUUCGUUGCGGAAAACCUGGCCACUACAUAAAGAACCGCCCAACGAAUGGGGACAAAAAUUUUAAGCCUGUUCCCAGAAUUAAGAAGAGCACGGGAAUUCCAAGCUCUUUCAUGACGGAGGUGAAAGAUCCCAAUACCAAGGGUGCUAUGCUCACAAACAGCGGAACAUAUGCAAUACCAAUUAAUAAUGCGGAAGCUUAUGCUAGAGGAAAGAAGGAGAAGCCUCCCUUCUUACCAGCGGAGCCGUCCUCCUCCUCCUCCUCCUCCUCCUCAGAAGACCCUAUUCCUGAUGAGUUGUUAUGUCUCAUUUGUAAAGAGAUAAUGACUGAUGCAACCGUUAUUCCCUGCUGUGGAAACAGUUAUUGUGACGAAUGCAUUAGAACAGCAUUGCUGGAAUCUGAGGAACACACAUGCCCAACGUGUCAUCAGACAGACGUUUCCCCUGAUGCUUUAAUUGCCAACGAGUUCCUACGCAAGGCUGUGAACAACUUCAGCAAUGGAACUGGCUACACAAAAGGGCUCCACCAGACCAUUCAGCAGCAGCAGCAGCAGCCGCCACCACCUCCACCACCAUAUUUCUACCAUCAAUCUUAUGAUAAGUCUAAGUCUCCCUCUAGUGCUUCAUUUUCCUCCAGGAGUUCGUAUACCCACUCCAAGUCAAGAUCAGGUUCUUCCCGCCCUUGCUCCAACUCUUGAUCAUUUAGUCGUUCCCGUUCUCGUUCCUUCUCGCGAUCACCACCCUAUCCAAGAAGAGGCAAAGAGAAGAGUCGUAACUAUCGCUCUAGGUCAAGGUCACACGGUGAUCACCAUUCAAAGUCACGGUCACCCCCAUACAGAAGACACCAUCCACCGUCAAGGUCUCCAGCGUUUAGAGGCCGGUCUCCCACUAAAUGGACUAUACCUCAAGGGGAUGGAGAAAAGCAGUACUUUAACAGAUACAGAGAAGUUCCCCCGUAUAAUAUGAAAGCUUACCAUGGCAGAUCUGUUGACCUCAGAGAUCCAUUUGAAAAGGAGAGACCCAGAGAAUGGGAAAGGAACUAUAGAGAAUGGUACGAAAAGUUUUACAAGGGCUUUGCUGUUGGCGCUCAACCUCGACCACCAGUAAAUAGAGAGAACACUUCUCCAGAUAGGUUUGGUCCACCUGGGACUGGACGAGAGAAUUUGCCAUACGCUCGGGGACGCAGGGAAGACUAUCCUGGUGGGCAAAGCCACAGAAGUCGUAAUAGAGAUGGAAAUGACCCUGAAAAACCUUCUGGAAGAGAGCGCCACGGCAUGAAAGAUCCACCAAAACCAAAUGAGAAGGACAUGGAAUAUCCACUGGAAGAUGGCAAAGGAAAUGAAUGUAAAAAACACCGGAAGAGAAGAAAAGGGGAUGAGAAUAAAGGAUUUCCCAAUGCUGAGUUUUUAGAAGGUGCAAGAAAACACAGAGAGCCAGUAACAGCAGAAGACAUUAAAACAGACUCUCUGUUCACGCUCCCAAGCAGAGAUGAUGCCACCCCUGUCCGAGAUGAGCCUAUGGAAGCAGAUUCUAUUGCUUUCCAAUUGGUGUCUGAAAAGGAGAAAGAAGAGAAGGACAAGGCGAAGAUGAAAGUAGAAGUGGCGGUGCCUCCCAAGAAAGACAAAAAAGCUAAAGGUUCCCAAGGGAAGGUGGACACCGAUCGUGAAGAAUCUCUCAGUAUUUCACAGGAACCUCCUGUGAAAAAAGUGAAGGAGGAGUUGCCAAAGAACGAGAAGGCUCUUGUUACCCCAUGGAAAGUUCACCCAAAAGUGACAAAAGAUCACCCAGAAACCAGGCCAGCCAAGGAGGAAAAGGCCAAGAAAGACCAUCCAAAAGAAACCAAGUCGGACAAGCCCUCCAGCAAAGAGCAUAUCAAAAAACCUGCUGAAAAAAGCAAACCUUCUGAUGCAAAACCCGAAAAAAGAAAAAGAAAAGUAGAUAAAAUUUUUGAUAAGGAACAUUACUGUGUUUUGUCAUUAAGACCACGGAGCUGUAUAAUAAUGACGUAA